Molecule: messenger RNA, 2152 nt
Organism: Phyllostomus discolor (pale spear-nosed bat)
Lineage: Eukaryota; Metazoa; Chordata; Mammalia; Chiroptera; Phyllostomidae
Gene: FGF20
Product: fibroblast growth factor 20
Exons: 3
Coding region: 738-1373 (211 amino acids)
Biological process (GO): positive regulation of cell population proliferation; cell differentiation; positive regulation of protein phosphorylation
Cellular component (GO): cytoplasm
Molecular function (GO): growth factor activity; fibroblast growth factor receptor binding
Source: RefSeq, a predicted model, not a curated record
UUUCCUACCCAUCCCCCUUCCAGGCUCCCCUCCCUCCCCACUUCCCCUUCUAUAUACCUGCCAAGCCGAGCUCCUUUUAGCAGCCAUCUAUCACUGCAAAGGAGCUCACAUCAAAGGCGGUUGCACAGCAGCAGCCGAGCAGCAUCAAGGUUGUUCCAAAGACAACCGCAAAGAGGGGCCUUGACUGCGCCUUCCCGAAGUUGCCGGCCAGCUUUGGCCAAGUGUGGGAAUGAUUUUUGCGACCGCACGGAUAGAGAACCGUCAAGGGCCCCUUUUGGUCACUUCCGAAGAGCAAAAACGUGUUGAGAGCAGGCCGGUUUAAGAUUUCAAACAGAACCUCCCCAGCGCGCAUGAAAGGACUUGAUUAGCAUAUGUCAAGAGGACCUGCUUAUAUACUCGGUGUGUAUGUACACAGGACUGAUCUGAUCAGUUUGCGGAGUGGGAGCCCCAGCCCCCAGCCCCCUGCCCCAGCACUGGCAGCCGCAGCUAUAGAUGUGUCUGCAAAGCCAGCAGCCGGCUCCCACCUACCCAAGGAGAGAAGAUCGCUCCAAGACAGUGAGAGCUUCCCGGCUAUCUCAGUGCAAAGUCCGUUCAGCGACCUCACGGGAGUAACCGGGCCUUAACUUUUUGCACUUGUUUCGCUGUAAUUUUUCUUCAUUCACCUCCCCAUCCCCGCUACACUUUUUAUUGGGGGUCUUUUGUUUUCCGGAUACUCCGCCUCUCCCUCUGGCCCCACCAUGGCUCCUUUAACCGAAGUCGGGGGCUUUCUGGGCGGCCUGGAGGGCUUGGGCCAGCAGGUGGGCUCGCACUUCCUGCUGCCUCCUGCCGGGGAGCGGCCACCUCUGCUGGGCGAGCGCCGGGGCGCGGCGGAGCGGGGCGCCCGCGGUGGGCCAGGGGCCGCGGAGCUGGCGCACCUGCACGGCAUCCUGCGUCGCCGGCAGCUCUACUGCCGCACCGGCUUCCACCUGCAGAUCCUGCCGGACGGCACCGUGCAGGGCACGCGGCAGGACCACAGCCUCUUCGGGAUCCUGGAAUUCAUCAGUGUGGCAGUGGGACUGGUCAGUAUUCGAGGUGUGGACAGUGGCCUUUACCUGGGAAUGAAUGACAAAGGAGAACUCUAUGGAUCAGAGAAACUGACUUCUGAAUGCAUCUUUAGGGAGCAAUUUGAAGAGAACUGGUAUAAUACCUACUCAUCCAACAUAUAUAAACAUGGAGACACCGGCCGCAGGUAUUUUGUGGCACUUAAUAAAGACGGAACCCCAAGGGAUGGCGCCAGGUCUAAAAGACAUCAGAAAUUUACACAUUUCCUGCCCAGACCAGUGGAUCCAGAAAGAGUGCCUGCAUUGUAUAAGGACAUCCUGAUAUACACUUGAAGUGUGAUAGUUUCUUUACUGAAGAACCAAACUACAACCAUUCUUUCUUAUGAAAGUUCCCACGGUAAGAUAAUAACCCAGGAAGACAUUCAGAAUGGUACAGAGCCUAUUUUCCACUGGGAGACUGAAUUUGGAAAGAAUAUUGAAAUCAAACAAACAAACAAACAAACAAACAAACAAACAUAUUUUGACUUGCUGUAGAUCAAGAUCUCUCUUUAUCGGUGGAUUAGGUUCUCCUAGAGGCACUGGCUUGGUCCUUACCCAUAGAUGGAAGCGGAAAACCUGUUACACUGUGGAUGAUGGGAACCCCACCUAGUUUGCUGCUCUGGUGCUUCACCUCUCUGGAAUAUGUUUACUUUAAAAGUGACAUUAAAAACGGAUGCUUCAUGUUGAAGAAAUGGACCAACACAGAUGGCCAGGAUUACUGCUCAUCUACAUUAAGGACCUUGAAGGAUAUUGCAGGUUAUGGCAUUCUGUGUAAAAAACCUGGGUGAAAUGUGGACCAUGAAACAUGCCACACCAAGACGGGACAUUUUUUUUAAAGGAUGGACCUAUUUAUACAUUCUCAAUUUGCAAAUAUUUAUUAUAUAUUUAUUUAUUGAAGAGUUUAUUUUUUACUGCUAUAUGAAGAUGUUACAAAGAGGAAAAAAACAACAAAAGUCCCUUUAUAGUGCCAUUAUUUUGUUGUGGUGUCUUUGUCUGUAAAGAAGACAUCUUUAUUACAAUAAUUAAAGAUAGAAUAAGAUCUUGAGUUUCUUUUUAAAAAUAAAGUAUAGCAU